Molecule: messenger RNA, 3665 nt
Organism: Filobasidium floriforme
Lineage: Eukaryota; Fungi; Basidiomycota; Tremellomycetes; Filobasidiales; Filobasidiaceae
Product: armadillo-type protein
Exons: 6
Coding region: 51-3506 (1151 amino acids)
Biological process (GO): spliceosomal complex assembly
Cellular component (GO): U2 snRNP; U12-type spliceosomal complex; U2-type prespliceosome
Molecular function (GO): mRNA binding
Source: RefSeq, a predicted model, not a curated record
UGACAGUCGCAUAACAAUAGGGUUUCCAGGCCGACCUCAUCAACCUCAUCAUGGCCGAACAAGAGCGUCGAGCGCUUCAGUCUUUUACCGCCCCGAAAGAGAUUCUCGAUGAAUUCGCCGAACUCGCUGAACAGGACGAUGAGCCAGACAUCUUCGAGGCUACGGCAAAGACCCGUCAAGUGGCAGCCCGUCAGAGUGAUUAUCAGCUGCGACGAUUCAACCGGGAGGAGGGAGCUGGUGAGGAUGAGACAUACGCAGAGCGAAUGCGGAGAAAUAACUUGGAAAGAGAAGAGGAGAGGGUCAGGAGGUACAAGGAGGACUUGGCAGCGAAAGGCGCCGAAGAAGGUGGCGACAUGGUAGGUCACGAUGGUAUGGAUCUCGACAAAACACCUCCUCGGAAGACGCUCGCUUUGGAAGGCGAUGUGACUCCUCCUUCCUCCAAGAGGAAGUUACCAGAGGAGAACGAGGAGGAUGUGAAGCCUGAGAUUCAGCCUGCCAAAGUCGAGGAGCCACCUAGGAAACGCCGAUCUCGUUGGGACAUGGGUGCCGAGGGACAGGAAGAGGCCAAGCCGAGUACCGCCCCAGUCAAACGUUCUCGUUGGGAUCAGACACCCGCUUCAGCCAGUACUCCUGAGCAAUUGACGAGCUACGGCUCCUCCGUGCCCAUGACUACCUAUCCCACCGGUACCGGUAACACGCUGGCCGGCGCCGUAGAGGAUCCCCGUAAUCGGUAUAUGACGGAUGCCGAUCUGGAUUUGCUGUUGCCCUCUGAGGGCUACACUAUCGUAACGCCUCCCGCUGGCUACACUCCGGUUACCAAGCCGAAUCGCGGGGUAGUAAACUCUGAAGGGCAGCAGUAUGGCGGUUUCAUGAUGCAAGACGACGCGGCGGCGCAAGCAGCUGUAGCAGCUGCAGGAGGUCUCGGUCACGCCGAACCGACCGAGAUUGAAGGAGUCGGUAGCUUGGCCUUUUUCAAGCCCGAAGAUGCGACGUAUUUCGCAAAGAUUCUCGGUGACGGUGCAAACGAAUCGUCAGAUGUCGGUCUGACCGUUGAAGAGCUGAAAGAAAAGAAGAUUAUGCGGCUGCUGCUGAAAAUCAAGAACGGGACUCCUGCCAGCCGAAAGGUCGCACUUCGUACCAUCACAGACAAAGCGCGAGAGUUCGGAGCGGGACCCCUGUUCGACAAAAUCUUGCCCCUGUUGAUGGAGAGAACCUUGGAGGACCAGGAACGUCAUCUCUUGGUCAAGGUCAUCGAUCGAAUUCUCUACAAGCUCGAUGAUCUCGUAAGACCUUACGUCCACAAGAUCCUGGUGGUCAUAGAACCGCUGUUGAUCGACGAGGAUUAUUACGCGAGAGUGGAAGGACGAGAGAUCAUCAGUAACUUGGCCAAAGCAAGCGGGCUAGCGCACAUGAUUUCAACCAUGCGACCUGACAUCGAUCAUGUCGACGAGUACGUGCGAAACACGACGUCUCGUGCGUUUGCUGUUGUCGCCAGCGCUUUGGGUAUACCGGCGUUGUUGCCUUUCCUCAAGGCUGUCUGCAGAUCAAAAAAGUCUUGGCAAGCCCGCCACACCGGUAUCAGGAUCGUGCAGCAGAUCGCCAUCAUGAUGGGAUGUGCGGUGUUGCCGCAUCUUCGGAACUUGGUAGACGCGAUUGCCCACGGGUUGGAAGACGACCAGCAAAAGGUCAGGACCAUGACCGCGUUGGCACUUGCUGCGUUGGCCGAGGCUGCUGCUCCAUACGGAAUCGAAUCCUUCGACAACGUCCUCAAGCCACUUUGGUUGGGUGGGCGAGUGCAUCGAGGCAAGACUCUAGCUGCCUUUCUGAAAGCUAUCGGUUUCAUCAUCCCGUUGAUGGACCCCGAAUAUGCGAGCUACUACGUUAGCAACGUGGUACCGAUCCUGAUCCGAGAAUUCCAGACGACCGACGAAGAGAUGAAGAAAUAUGUCCUGGUCGUCAUCAAGCAAUGUGCCGCAACAGAAGGAGUAACGCCGACGUACAUUCGACAGGAAAUAUUGCCCGAAUUCUUCAAAGCUUUCUGGGUCAGGCGUAUGGCGCUCGACCGUCGAAAUUACAAACAAUUGGUCGAGACCACCGUAGAGCUUGCUCAAAAGGCUGGCGUCGCUGACAUUGUCGGACGGAUCGUCAACGAUCUCAAGGAUGAUAGCGAGCCUUUCCGUAAAAUGGUGAUGGAGACCAUUACCAAGGUCGUGGAAUCGUCAGGAGCCGCGGACGUCGACGAGCGAUUGGAGGUCCUCCUCAUUGACGGCAUCAUUUACGCAUUCUCGGAGCAGACGCUUGAAGACAACGUGAUGCUUGAUGGUUUCGGUACAGUGGUUAGCGCUCUCGGCAUUCGAGCAAAACCGUAUCUCACCCAAAUCGUAUCUACGAUCUUGUGGCGGUUCACCAACAAGAGUGCCAAAGUGCGAAUGCAAGCCGCCGAUCUCGCUGCUAGACUCGCGGUCGUGAUCAAGAAUUGCGGCGAAGAUGGUCUGCUGAGCAAAUUAGGUGUCGUGCUCUUUGAGCAUCUUGGUGAAGAAUACCCGGACACGCUAGGAAGUAUCAUCGCUGCCGAGGGAGCUAUCGCCAACGUGGUUGGAAUGACGCAGAUGAAUCCACCUAUCAAGGACUUGCUUCCCCGCAUGACACCGAUUUUGAGAAAUCGACACGAAAAAGUACAAGAGGCAACUAUCAACCUGAUCGGUCGUAUAGCCGAUCGAGGAGCCGAGUUCGUCCCAGCCAAGGAAUGGAUGCGAAUCUGUUUCGAACUAUUGGAUCUGCUGAAGGCGCACAAGAAGUCCAUUCGUCGAGCGGCUGUCAACUCUUUCGGUUAUAUCGCCAAAGCGAUCGGUCCCCAAGACGUAUUGAGCGUCCUCCUGACGAACUUGAAAGUUCAAGAGCGUCAGAGUCGAGUCUGCAGUACGGUCGCCAUCGCCAUCGUCGCCGAGACGUGUGGUCCUUUUACGUGUAUUCCUGCAAUCCUCAACGAAUACCGUACACCCGAGCUCAACGUACGAAACGGAUGUCUCAAAGCCCUCUCCUUCGUUUUCGAAUACGUUGGGGAGAUGUCAAAGGAUUACAUCCACUCGGUGGUUGGAAUGCUGGAGGACGCUCUGACCGACCGGGACCACGUGCACCGACAGACCGCCUGCGCCAUCGUCAAGCAUCUCACCUUGGGCGUAGCGGGACUUGGCAAUGAAGAUGCACUGGUCCACCUGUUGAAUCUGGUUUGGCCGAACAUCUUCGAAACCAGUCCGCACGUCAUUGGAGGAGUUAUGGACGCCAUCGAGGCCAUGCGUGUCGGUCUCGGCCCGGGUGUCCUGAUGAGCUACGUGGUGCAAGGCUUGUUCCAUCCGUCUCGUAGGGUCAGGGAGGUCUUUUGGCGGAUCUACAACACGUGCUAUCUUGGAGCUCAGGACGCCAUGGUGCCAUUCUACCCGAAUCUCGGAGAGCUGAGCGAUCAAACCAAUCUCUACGACCGACACACCCUUACUGUCUGGAUCUAGCGGGUGCUCAACAUGCUGGCUCAGAGCAUCCUGCCAUGACGUCAAACAGACUGCCAAACGAUUUUCAUGUCAAGCCCCCUGUUGUAUCUCAAUCUAGCCGAUAGCUAGCCAAUUCGCAAUACGCAAAGAGUUAUACGAUAUACCGUAUACUAGCUACUA